Molecule: messenger RNA, 1534 nt
Organism: Aplysia californica (California sea hare)
Lineage: Eukaryota; Metazoa; Mollusca; Gastropoda; Aplysiida; Aplysiidae
Product: transcription factor AP-2-beta
Biological process (GO): regulation of transcription by RNA polymerase II; regulation of cell population proliferation; anatomical structure development
Cellular component (GO): nucleus
Molecular function (GO): RNA polymerase II transcription regulatory region sequence-specific DNA binding; DNA-binding transcription factor activity, RNA polymerase II-specific
Source: RefSeq, a predicted model, not a curated record
GGAAUGUACGACGGACACGUUCACUAGUCGUGCAGUCCGGUCUAUGUGUAUGUGUGUGUGUAUAUGUGUGUGUUUGCGUGCGUUUGUGUGUACCACUUGCGAACGCCCCCCGGGCGCCGCUGAGGGAGGGAGCUUCACUGGCUAAGCAGAGAGACAGACUCGCCGCGCUCUCAAGCGAUCGGGGAGCCACUGACCAAAACAGUUCGCUCAGCCCUUCCCGGGAGCAUCAACGAAUGACGAGAGGGGACCCAUACAAACCUCUCGGCCUCUCGGCGAACACAAGUGGCUCGCACACACACAGCGAGUGAGACAAACGCCAGAAGGCGAGACGACAAGCGAGACGGUGAAAUACACACACUCAGUGUCGCCCAAGUGUUUGCUUCAUCCAGCGUGUAAGGCGGAUUACACACAGUAGGAGCACACGACCAACCAUAUCGACAGUCAUUACAAUAUUGGCUCCACCGGCCCAGCCAGCGGCGGGAUAGUUCACUACGUGUGUUCAUUGAGUACCUCCUGUUGUCGGUACCCGGAGGAAGAAUGAGUGAUAAGAAGUGAUGAAGUUUGUGAUGUUCAAGUAAUUGCCUCAUUAUUCCAAGGAGCGAUUCACCAAACACGGAAAAUGUUCGUUUACUGAAUGAUAACUUCUAUUUUCGCGAUCAAGUUGAUAUCUAUUGCGGCCAAUUUAUGUGUAAUAUAGUAUGUUGGCUGGCAUGUGUAUAUUCCGUUAAGCUCUGUGAUAUUUCACUUUGGAUUUCCCAGGACACUAAUACGUACCACAUAUAAAUUAUUUGUCACCGUGAUAGGCAAGUGAAACACAGAGCCGCCGUCCUUUUCAUUUUACCAUGUCCAAGUUUUCCUGACUGGAGCACACUCCAAGGUGUGUGUUGUGUCGUUAACAAAAACUUUCCCUCCUGGUUCUUGAGACAGAACCGGCAGGUCAACGGCCAAGCCAAGGUUUGUUUCGUCGUGACUAACCGAAGAAAAACAAAACAAAACACUGUUUCGUUUGACUGACUCUUAUUCUUUCUUGGUUGUUCUUUUUUUUUUUUUUAUUUCACCCAAUCGUGGCGCCCGCAAACGUUUCCGCAUGUGGACUCGUAGAUAAGUGAUGUCGCUAGCGCUUGCGCAUGCGUCCCUGCCCUCGACCGCCCCUUCCGGGUCAAACUUCUUCCACCAAGACAGGCAACUCCACAACAUCUCUCGAGACUCCGCCGGGAGUAACAGUAACAGCCCGGAGAGUGGCAGCAGCGAGACAGUGAAGAGCAGCUCUGUCUCCCCCUUGAACGAUCAGCAGUUCCAGCAACAGCAACAGCAGCUGGGUCAGCAGCAGCAGCAGCUAGGGCAGCAGCAGCAACAGCAGCAAGUUGUGAAUUCUCCUGUGUUCCCCGUUGGAUACCCGCAGGCCGACGGAGCGGGUGGGAAUGAUUUGAAGUACCCCGGAGUCUACAAUAUCUUACACAAUAUUAACGGAGGAGGAGCAGGAGCUGUAGCCGCAGGCAUGCCGUCUGCCUUCGGAGUCCUGGACGGAGUGGAG